This is a messenger RNA of Musa acuminata AAA Group (dessert banana), 834 nucleotides long. Its product is annotated as probable leucine-rich repeat receptor-like protein kinase At1g35710. Lineage: Eukaryota; Viridiplantae; Streptophyta; Magnoliopsida; Zingiberales; Musaceae. The transcript has a single exon. The record is from RefSeq and is a predicted model, not a curated record. Bases 1 to 834 code for a protein of 277 amino acids. Gene Ontology annotation, molecular function: protein binding.
AUGACAAAUCUAGUACUUGCUCAUAAUAGUUUACUGGGUUCCAUCCCCCUCUCCCUAAGAAAUCUUUCGAAGCGCAGCACACUUUAUCUCUUCAACAAUCACAUCUCUGGCACGAUUCCUGCUGAAUUAGGCAAUCUUGUCGAGCUGAGAGACAGAGAUCUAUCACAUAAUCUAUUGACUGGUUUCAUCCCUUCCACCCUGGGAAAUCUAGCUAGACUAAGGAACCUGAUCCUUUCUUAUAAUGAACUCUCCGGCCCCAUCCCAUCGACUUUAGCUAACAUGACCUCUCUGAUACUGUUAGACCUCAGCAAUAACCAAAUCUCUGGCUGCAUCCCACCAUCUUUUGCAAAUCUAAGUCUAAAAGAACUAUCAGUGAUCAAUAAUAGUCUCUCCGGAUCGGUCCCAAACCUUACGAGCUUUGUUUCUCUGAAACUGGCAUACAAUGACCUCUCUGGUCAUCUGCCACCAGAUGUAUGCAGAGGAGGAAAGAUUCAGCAUUUCACCGCAGCCUAUAACAAGUUCCACGGGCCGGUACCAGAGAGCUUGAGAAACUGUUCAAGCUUAGUGCGGGUUCGAUUGGACAGGAACAACCUCACCGGAGACCUCUUCGAUCACUUUGGAGUCUAUCCUUAUAUGAGAUAUAUUGACUUGAGCUACAACAGGUUAUCUGGAAUGCUUUCACCGGAAUGGGGAAGUUGUUCAAACUUGUCGAGCUUAAGAAUAUCCAACAACAGAUUAAAUGGAACAAUUCCAUCUGAGAUUGGGCAAUCAACUCGGCUGGGAGCGUUGGACCUUUCUUCAAACCACUUAGUUAGCGAGCUUCCCAAGAACUAA